This is a messenger RNA of Meloidogyne enterolobii, 327 nucleotides long. The record is from the annotation of a GenBank genome assembly. Lineage: Eukaryota; Metazoa; Nematoda; Chromadorea; Rhabditida; Meloidogynidae.
AUGGCAGCAACAGCCAUUUCCAACAAUCAUUCCUUUUCUUCCUCAUAUUAUUCCCCUCCUCCUCCCAAUCAUCAUCAUCGCCAACAAAACAAACAUUACCUCAAACACCAAAAUAAAAAAGAAUUAUUUUCCUCUAUUAAUGCAUUACUGCCCAGUCAUAAUCACCAAAAUAAUCACCAAAAGCAACGACAAAAUAAUUGUAGUGGGGGUGUUGGAAGUGGAAAAAAGUCUAGAAUGGAUUAUUCUAAUGCACUCUGUGCUAUUUGUAAUGCUCCAGCUGAUGGUCAAUUAAAUUUAAUUUUUAAUUUAAUAUUAACCAAAAAAUAA